This is a messenger RNA of Monopterus albus (swamp eel), 900 nucleotides long. It is a transcript of the gene areg, whose product is annotated as amphiregulin. The transcript has 6 exons. The coding region runs from base 1 to 699 and encodes 232 amino acids. Gene Ontology annotation, molecular function: epidermal growth factor receptor binding; growth factor activity. Gene Ontology annotation, biological process: positive regulation of cell population proliferation; epidermal growth factor receptor signaling pathway; positive regulation of mitotic nuclear division. NCBI's taxonomy places the organism in Eukaryota, Metazoa, Chordata, Actinopteri, Synbranchiformes, Synbranchidae. The record is from RefSeq and is a predicted model, not a curated record.
AUGAACCCACUCGUUCUCACCUGUCUCCUGUACUUAGUAGUCUGCAGUGUUCCAGGUGCUCAGGGAUCUGAGGCCACUUUCUCUGGUGAACUAGCAGGAGUGACUGGGAGUGUGGCCUCUGGGGACGGCCUCCAGAGUUCGCCAAGUGAUGACGAUGAACUGGAAAUAGAUGAAGAACUUUCAGGAGGGGACAAUGAAAAUUUCAAGCUCCAUGAUUUACAUCCCAUUCAAGAUGAGAGUAAAAAAAGGAAGGGCAAAGGAAAGAGGAAAAACAGGCACAAGAGCAGAAGCACGACUCCGUUCAAACCGGAGCAUGUGGUCUCCACCACAGGAAACACAUCAACUCUCAGCACCACAGUGGAUCCCUGCACCUCCACCCACCUGGGAUACUGUAUUCAUGGUUACUGCAAGCACAUAGAGGGGCUGCAAGAGCCAGUAUGCAUAUGUUUGAAGGGUUACGAUGGGGAGCGCUGUGGCAUCCAAACUCUGGGGACAAGUAAAACCCAGAGCAACAAUACUGACUUGGUGCAGACAGUGUUGGUGAUUGUUGCUGUGGUCCUGUCAGUCAUCAGCUGCAUCGUCAUCCUGCUCAUGACCUGUGCUCAUUACAGGUCACAUAAAACCUUAUUGGCAUCCUACCUGGAAACUGGGACAGAGCAAGAGAAGCUACAGAAACCCACCGCUGACGUCGCAGUGUGAGGGUGUAGAGUUACAAUGAGACAAAGCAGAUCGGAGGAAUCCGAGGACUUGAGCUGGAAGUAGAGAUAAAACUGCUUCAUUAGAUGCUGUGUUAAAAGAAACACUAUGCAGAACUUGUUAGAAUGUAAUUUAUUUAGUGCGAUUAUUUAUUGCUAAGGACUAUAUAACUGUUUUUAUGUUGGACUAUUGUUAUGAUAUUGU